AGUUCCUUCUGGGUAAUUUACAAAUCACCUCUGCGCUGUUUUUUGCGACUUCUCCCACCACCCGGGCCCGCCAGCCAGUCAGUCACUUUCGUCACACCGUCUGAGACCAAAAACUCAUCGCCUCAGGCCACUAAGCCCGUUACCACUACCGGCUGGGGCCACCGCAACAUUUUUUUUACUCGUCUCCCUCCCUCCCCUCUCCUCCCUAGUCCCCUCCAUUCCUCUCCAGCUUUCCUUUCCACAUCCAAUUCCCUCACAAAGUCAUCUUUGGCCUUUAAACAGCUUCGUGCUGUAGGCUUUUCAGCUCCCUCCCUUCAUCGCGGGGGCAAUAUUGCUCCUCUUCUGCUCCGCCGUUUCAUAAAAUCUCAUACUACCGCACAUGACUCCGCAGUCGAUUUCACCUGUACCUUCCGCAAUCUCUUCCGCCGCAACGUCACAAAUUUUUCACGACUUUGGAGAUGGAGAGCCCCAGGUAACACGUGCUCUAGCGGGCAUAAAUCUGUCCGACAUGAACGGGGACGCCCUCCCCGCCUCUCCUGGGCCGGUCAAGGCGCCCAAACCCACCAUGGCCAACCGCAUCUCUCGUAUGUUCUCGAACACUGGCAAGUCGACUCCCAAGGAGUCGGAUUCGAAUCGCGAUUUCUCGGACAGCAGCUCGGAUAGCAUCAAAGCAUCCUCCAAUGGCAGCACAAAACCUUCCAAACCCUCGUCCAGACCUCCCUCAAAACCGUCGUCAAGAGCGCCUUCCCGUCAAACGUCCACCAGAGAGGACAACAACGAACGUAAAACCAAAUCCAGCAGUGGCAAGGAUCAAAAGGAGGCUCCUGUUGCUCAUCGGCGCUUUGAAGUACCCGGUGAUGGUACUCACUUGCAUCACCUAAAGAGCGCCAGACGGCAGGAGAAGCUGACCGACUUGCUCCGCGACAUGCUGGGUGGCGGAAGGAAGAAGGAAGACCAUGUCGAGGAGCAGCAAUUGUCUUUAAUGUCCACUUGGAUCGACCAAUUCAAGACGGAACGCGACAAGUUGGCUGCAGACAAAAAGGGUGGCCCCAAUGCGACGGCUUCGCUAGUUGACAAAUACGGCAAAUGCCAGGAAAUUGUCGGUCGCGGUGCGUUUGGAAUCGUCCGCAUUUCUCAUAAGGUAGAUCCCAAAGACUCCAGAGUUGAGCAGCUCUACGCCGUCAAGGAGUUCCGCCGUCGGCCUCAAGAAACGACGAAAAAAUAUCAGAAGCGAUUAACGUCGGAAUUCUGCAUCUCAUCAUCUCUUCGACAUCCAAAUGUUAUUCAUACCCUCGAUCUUCUGCAGGACGCGAAAGGCGAUUAUUGUGAAGUUAUGGAGUAUUGCGCGGGCGGUGAUCUCUACACACUGGUUCUGGCUGCGGGCAAAUUGGAAGUCGCCGAAGCUGAUUGCUUUUUCAAACAACUCAUGCGUGGCGUUGAAUACAUGCAUGAGAUGGGCGUCGCCCACCGUGACCUGAAACCCGAGAACCUUUUGCUGACUACCCACGGAGCCCUCAAGAUCACGGAUUUCGGAAACGGCGAGUGUUUCCGUAUGGCUUGGGAGAAAGAGGCCCAUAUGACUGCCGGGCUCUGUGGUUCAGCCCCUUACAUCGCACCCGAGGAGUACAUUGAGAAAGAAUUUGACCCCAGAGCGGUUGACCUGUGGGCAACCGGCGUGAUCUACAUGGCCAUGCGAACUGGGCGACACCUCUGGAGGGUCGCCCGUAAGGACGAGGAUGAAUUUUACCAGCGGUACUUGGAAGGUCGCAAACAUGAAGAUGGCUAUGCCCCCAUCGAAACAUUGCAUCGGGCACGUUGCCGGAAUGUGAUCUACUCUAUUCUGGACCCCAAUCCUUCUCGCCGGAUCAAUGCCUCGCAAGUGCUCAAAUCCGAAUGGGUCCGCGAAAUCAAGCUAUGUAAGGCUGGCGAGGAAGGGUUCUGAAAGAGCAAGAAAGGGUCUAUCAACACCGCUAGGCUCACCUGGAAAACACCGGGGAUCAUUAUUUCGUAAGGCAUCCGUGGUCUCAGCGGGUUCGGUCUUGCGGUGCUCGGGACUGUGUAUCCCUUGUCCAGAAGUCUGUCUCCUGUUCGGUGUGUGCGUGUGCCAAAAACAAAACCAUAGACCCGGGUGGUUCA
Aspergillus saccharolyticus JOP 1030-1 is the source of this 2136-nucleotide messenger RNA. RefSeq names its product serine/threonine protein kinase SAT4. Gene Ontology annotation, molecular function: protein serine/threonine kinase activity; ATP binding. The transcript has 2 exons. Bases 380 to 1942 code for a protein of 520 amino acids. NCBI's taxonomy places the organism in Eukaryota, Fungi, Ascomycota, Eurotiomycetes, Eurotiales, Aspergillaceae. Gene Ontology annotation, biological process: protein phosphorylation; intracellular signal transduction; intracellular monoatomic cation homeostasis. The record is from RefSeq and is a predicted model, not a curated record.